AGGCUCUACGGUUAUAUGUUAGAGUAGCUGAAACAUCUGUUCGGCAACAUUGUGAAAUCCUUGUGCUCUGAACUCUUGAUAAAGGGGACUGCUGAGCGAUUGGCUCGUAGAGACUUCACAGGCAGCAGGAGCUGUAAGUAGAGUGGUCACUGCUUGCCUUGCCUAGUCCUGGUCAGAGGGAAGCACAGAAGACAGCUACAAUUUUACGACUGCAUGGUUUUGCUUUGAGAGGGAGAGUGCAGGAAGUGCCUAGGAAAUGGUUCACGACAGAAACCUGAAGUUGUAAAUAGAAGAGAGAAGGAGAGCUGAGGGAUGCAGCUUGCAAGUAGUUGAGCUCCUGAUACAACGGCAGCAGAGCAAAACCAGACUUCUUCAAGAGCGAGCACAUCCCAGCCCAUCCCGAUGGAAGGGGAGACGGUACCAGCGAGCAGGAGAGCAGCCAACAGAGCCACGCGGAUCGCCCUCGGUGUGUUCGUGGCUGGCACCGUUGCACUUGGCACUGCACUUUUCUUGGUUAGCCAAGGUCUUAUAAAGUUUCAUCCAAAGCAACAGUACUGUUUGACUGCAGAAUGCAUCGAAGCUGCUGCUGCCGUCUUAAGCAAGAUAAAUCAAUCUGUAGAUCCUUGUGACAACUUUUAUCGAUUUGCAUGUGAUGGCUGGAUAUAUAACAACCCUAUUCCCGAAGACAUGUCAAACUAUGGUGUAUAUCCUUGGCUGCGGCACAAUGUGGACCUCAAACUGAAGGCAUUGCUUGAGAAACCUAUCAGCAAAAGACAGGACAGUGAAGCUGUACAGAAGGCCAAGAUCCUUUAUGCAUCCUGUAUGAAUGAGAAUAAAAUCGAAAAAGCUGACGUGAAACCACUGUUAAGCAUCCUGAGGCAUUCCCCUUUCCGCUGGCCCGUGCUGGAAUCCAACAUUGGACCAGAGGGGCUGUGGUCAGAGAGGAGGUUUAACUUAGUGCAGACCCUGGCAACACUUCGUGGUCAAUACAGCAACUCCGUUUUCAUCCGUUUAUAUGUGGCUGCUGAUGACAAAGCCUCCAACCGGUAUAUCCUGAAGCUAGAUCAAGCAAGCCUGUCUCUCUCAUCUCGAGAGGAUUACCUAGAAAACACCACAGAAGCUAAAUCCUACCGAGAUACCUUUUUGCAGUUCAUGGUUGACACAGCAGUGCUUCUGGGUGCAAAUGCUUCACGAGCUGAGUCUGAUAUGAAGUCAGUCCUAAAGCUGGAAGUUAAAAUAGCUGAGAUCAUGAUUCCAUAUGAAAAUCGAACAAGUGAGGUGAUGUACAAUAAAAUGAACAUAUCAGAGCUUAGUGCAAUGAUUCCACAGUUUGACUGGCUGGGAUACAUCAAGAAGGUGAUUGACACCAAGCUCUACCCUGAGCUCAAAGAUAUAGGUCCUUCAGAAAAUGUGAUUGUCCGUGUUCCCCAGUACUUCAAAGAUUUAUUCAGGAUACUUGAAAAUGAAAGGAAGAAGACUCUUGCCAACUAUCUGGUGUGGAGGAUGGUUUAUUCAAGGUUAUUUAACCUCAGUAGACGUUUUCAGUAUCGGUGGCUGGAAUUUUCUCGGGUGAUCCAUGGAACAACAUCUUUACUGCCUCAGUGGGACAAGUGUGUGGACUUAGUUGAAAGUGCACUCCCUUACGUUGUGGGUAAGAUGUUUGUGAAAGCCCAUUUUCAAGAAGACAAGAAAGAGAUGAUGGAAGAGCUGACUGAAGGAAUUCGCUGGGCUUUUAUUGACAUGUUGGAAAAAGAAAACGACUGGAUGGACUCUGAAACAAAAAGAAAAGCUCAUGAGAAGGCAAAAGCAGUUAUGGCAAAAGUGGGUUACCCUCAGUUUAUAAUGAAUGACACAUAUAUUAAUGAAGACAUCAAAACACUGAAGUUUACAGAAAGUGACUAUUUUGGCAAUGUAUUACAAACUCGCAAAUAUGCAGCCCAAUCUGAUUUCUACUGGCUUAGAAAAGAAGUUCCAAAAACAGAGUGGUUUACGAGCCCAACUACUGUCAAUGCUUUUUAUAGUGCAUCCACCAAUCAGAUCAGAUUUCCAGCAGGAGAACUGCAAAAGCCCUUCUUCUGGGGAACAGAGUAUCCUAGGUCGUUAAGCUAUGGUGCCAUUGGAGUAAUUGUUGGCCAUGAGUUUACUCAUGGAUUUGAUAGUAACGGUCGGAAAUAUGACAAAAAUGGAAAUUUAGACCCUUGGUGGACAACUGGCUCUGAAGAAAGAUUUAAAGAGAAAACAAAAUGCAUGAUUAAUCAAUACAACAAUUACUACUGGAAGAGAGCUAGCUUACAUGUGAAUGGCAAGAGGACCUUGGCAGAAAACAUUGCAGAUAAUGGAGGUUUGCGAGAGGCUUUCAGAGCAUACAGGAGAUGGAUUAGAGAAAAGAGAGGGGGAGAAGAAGAACCUUUACUGCCAGGCCUUGACUUCACGCACAACCAGCUUUUCUUUCUGAGUUAUGCCCAUGUAAGAUGCAACUCCUUUAGAUCAGAGUCUGCAAGAGAACAAAUACAUAUUGGAGCUCACAGCCCUCCUAUGUUCAGAGUUAUCGGAGCCAUGAGCAACUUUGAAGAGUUCCGAAAGGCUUUCAACUGCCCAGCAAAUACAAGUAUGAACCGAGGGGCAGAAUCUUGCCGGCUGUGGUAGCCGUCCCAUCUGGAUCUUCUAUCUGCAAGGGUCUGCAAUGUGAACUGCUGUGCCUGAGCUCAAGCUCGCUGUGAGAGUUUCAGAAGAAUGCUCUGCAUUCUGGAGAGGUGUUACUCCAAAUGUGUCUUCCUUAUCCAUGCCGAUGAACUGCAUGGACACUCCUUUUAUCCAUAAAACUCCUCCUGUUCAUCUGCAGUUGCAUUGCUGUUGAUGGAUAACUGCCAUUACCAAUCCCAAUUCCUGAUUUAUAUUUGAGCAAGAGGUAAAUGCUAAAAUCCAGUUUUAAUCUAUUGCUCUGCAGGGUGGCUAUGCAGAAUGCUCCCAUAUAGAAUUUGUUCUUUCUGGAUGAAGAAAUUAAUGAGACUUGCUAUAAAGCCAGCUCUGAUUUGCUGCAUGAUACAGCAAUCUUAUAACUUAAACUGUCACUGCCUAGCAUGCCAUAAACGAUGUUGCAUGGUGUAAAAGCCCAGCAGAGGGAUUCCCCAGCACCAUGAUACCCAGAAAUAUUACAGCACUUAUCCCUAUUUACAGUGUAAGCAUUUAUUUUUCCCCCAAGGGGUGAAUUUGCCUUGUGCUGAUGGUGGCCUUGGCUACAUUUAUUUUUAAGCCUGAAAGAACAGUUUUAAUUUUAGGGUGUCUUAGUGUCUGCAUCUUACAGAGGAAUACAAGAACUGUAAUCUGGACAGGGUAGGGUGACCUGUGGUUUUAAGGAAAGAAGAAUUUGUGGCUGAAAAACAGAGUGCCAACAGCAUUUGACCUAUCUGGGUCAAAAGACUACUUUAGAAGCUGAAAACUUUUAAAUACAGCAUAUAUACAGGCCAUUUGAGUUUUUCACCUGAUUACUAAAAACAUUUCCAAAAAGAAACAAGCAAACAUAUUUUAUAGCAGAAAGAUUUGAACACAACUAUUACUUUAAAGGGAAGAAUAUAAAAAUAGUCCUUUCUUCCUCCACAGAAAUAUACAUACUUAACUGGUAUUUAUUUAUACCUUGUGCAUUCAUUCUUUUUUGGAUGGUGGAAUCAUUUCAAAUGGAGAGAGGGUUUCUUUAGGUUGAUUUAAUUACUGCAAAUCUAUGUGUUUCUUUGUGUACGUACUUUAUAUAUAUAUAUAUAUAUAUAUACACUUGCAAAAAUGAUAUAAAUUCUUCUAUUAAUUUGUUUAAGUUUUAUUAUAUUGGUAUACAAAUAUUAAUGAGAUAAACUUUUUUACAGUGAUUGGUCAAAUAUUUUCUAAUAGUCAAAGUGGAUGAAGUUUCAACUGUAGCUAAGUUUUUGCAAAGUGAGUUAGUUUCUUCCAUCUCUUUAUAAAGAAGGAAGAUAUGAAAAGCUACUUUAGGAAAAGAGAUAGGUCCUCAAACUACCUUCCAGAGUGAAGGAAGUUGAGACUACUAAACUCAAGGCACUGUUGCCACUUUUUAGAAUAAAAUCACUAUGUUUGGGGGAGAUGGGAUUUUCUUCUUUCAAUUGUCCCCUGAAAAAAGUCAAUUUUUUCUUAAGAGCAAAUGCACAUCUUCCUUCAAGUCAGUUCUGAGUUCCACGGAUUAUAGUUUGUCAUUUGAGUUGACACUAUCAAUUUUUUCCUGGUGAUAUUUUUCACAAAAACUAUUUAGAUGUCCAUGUUUUCACAGGAACUUUCUCAAACAAGCAGGCAUGGCUCUUGAGCAAAGUAAUAGUGUUUGCCUACUAAUGGGAAAGUUCCUUAGCAAAUUGAAUACUGUCCUGAAUUCAUUCCUGUCCUCAUAUGAGCAGUGACACUACUUGAUGCUGACUGCUUUGGAUCAACAGCACAAAGUUCAGGAGUAAAAUCCCGGCCCCAUUAAAGUUAGUACCAAUAUGGUCGUUGUCCUCAAAAAACUCAGGACAGCCACUCAGACACUUAUCUUAACUUUCUAAAUUACUGGCCUAGGCAAAAAUCGUUUCACUACAGCCAGCUUGGAGUUUUCUAUUUUUAUCUCUCGGGUCAGAUAUGCAUUUGAAAGAGCUUCUCUCUCAUGGCUAUUUUCCAGUGGGACAGAUCUUGUAAUUUUGUAGUUUAUGGGUUAUUAUUCUAUACUGGAUAGUGAUUUCUUCUAAAAUGCCUCACAUUUGCUGCCUAAAAUAUCACCCUUGCUGCUCAUUGCUAGGCUUAAGCCUUUCAUGUUUAAUACCAAAGCCUUUUGAACUGUAAUAUGGAUACUCGCAAUAGCACAAGAAACAUUCAGAAACUAUCUCAUUGUUGCUAGGGCAGGCACACAUCUCACACAGCAGGCAGAGAGAUGGCUUCUGUGCUGGGGGCAUAGCAGGGAGCUUGGGGCUCAGGGACAAUGCACUAGAAGGAAGGAAGAGUGGGCAUGGCCAGAUUUUGAACCCUGCUUUUGGAAUUUCAGUGAAGGCCUACGUACCACCUGAAAAAUGAGGAGACCUUGCUCCCAACAUGCACAUUCAUCAGUAGCAUAAACGUUUGGGGAAUCCUUGCUGUGAAAUUGGGUGUUCAGUGCUUUGGGCUUAGGUCUUGCCUACAGCAGCAUGCAGGGAGCCAGUCCCACCUCCCCUGCCUAAUUGUUACCUCUAGCCAAAGAGCUGAUUGUGCAGUUUACAGGAGAAUCAGCUGUCUAGGUGACAGUUAGGAAGCAAAGCAGAAGGUAAAUAAGCACAUUUGUAAAACUCAGUCACGAGAGACAGGUAGCUAGAACAUGGUGACAAUUGUGAGAUCUCUUCUUGUUGCUUCUAUUUUAACAGAUUCCCUGGCCCUGCUUUGUUUUCACAUUGUGCCUCCUGGCUCUGUGCUAGCAGUGCCUUGCUGUAUUGACUUCAGGUUCACCUAAUGCAUCUAUGCAAACAGGUUCUUCAUAUAUGUUCUUCUCCUAGAGCUUUUAAAUUGGUAUUUUUUUUAAUUGCCAGUAAUACAACCCUCAUUUCCCCUUGGGCACAUUGCAAAAUGUUUCCUUCUCCUGGGUCAAUAGUCUUUGUAUCUACCAGUGGUCAGGAGGAGAAAGAUGCUAUAAAAAAGUAUUUUUACCUGCGUGAAUUUGAAGCUAUACCAUCACCUUACACACUGUGAGUAUUUCUGCUGAUUGUGUUGUGAAAGCGUAGCUUUACACAUGGGUAGCUCUUCGAAAAGGCAGCUGUGCUACUCACCUGUGUGAACUACUUAGUUAUGAUGUCCCUGCUGGGACUUGAUGCUGAAGGACCAAAAAACUCAGCUGCAUUAUAAAGCUCUGUCUCGUGCCUUGUGCAGGGGAACUUCAGCAUUCUUUAAAUAGGAACGCUAUCAUAACACUAAAUGUUUGAAUUAUUUAUAAAAUAAUCAGUUGGCUUUAUGUAUAACUGUUUCCUGAGUAUUAUUCAACAAAUUCCAUGCACAGAAGUCUGUCUUGCAGCAAUGUGAUAUAUUUAUCUGUCUGUCUCCAAAUAAAUAUUAAAAACUUGACGACUUGAGGCAGAAAGUGAGUUAAAAGGUCUUUUGUGCUUAUGUCUUUUUAAUCUGGAUUUUUAUUUUGCUGAUGACUCUACUCCUACCUUUUCUUCUUGCAUAAUAAGUUGACUGACUCAUUAAAAAACAGUUGUGUUAGCCAAUGAAAACCAAAGAGAAGAAGAAUUUUCCUGUGCAUUCAGUAUGACAAAAGCUGCUUGGACUGUCACUGUUCAACUUUACAAUGUUACUUCUGUAAUAUAUAGUCUUUAUAAAAUGUAAUAAAGAGCAUAAUGA
This is a messenger RNA of Numida meleagris (helmeted guineafowl), 6333 nucleotides long. It is a transcript of the gene PHEX, whose product is annotated as phosphate regulating endopeptidase homolog X-linked. Gene Ontology annotation, cellular component: plasma membrane. Gene Ontology annotation, molecular function: metalloendopeptidase activity. The transcript is spliced from 22 exons. The coding region runs from base 403 to 2646 and encodes 747 amino acids. The record is from RefSeq and is a predicted model, not a curated record. Gene Ontology annotation, biological process: protein processing. NCBI's taxonomy places the organism in Eukaryota, Metazoa, Chordata, Aves, Galliformes, Numididae.